Molecule: messenger RNA, 2201 nt
Organism: Phoenix dactylifera (date palm)
Lineage: Eukaryota; Viridiplantae; Streptophyta; Magnoliopsida; Arecales; Arecaceae
Source: RefSeq, a predicted model, not a curated record
GUCGUCGUCGUGCUUAUAUUUGAACGAGAGAGUUUUCUAAAUAACGAAAGGAAGAAAGGAAGACAUGGGGCUGCAGCGGCGGCGCCACCCCGAGCGGUGGGUGAUCCCGGCGGUGCCGCCGACCUACGUCCUCUCCACCGCCGCGCUCCUCCUCCUCGUCGUCUUCGCCUUCCUCUCACUCCUCGCCCCGCCCCUCCCCGACCACCCAUCCUUCCCCCAUCCUCUCUUCUGCCACCGCUGCUCCCACCUCCCCUCCCUCCUGGUAUUCUCUCCAUCCGUUCUCUCCCUUAAUCUCUUUUCUUUGUUCGAGUUUCUCAUUGCCAUUUUCGGUUUGCUCAAGAAUCCGGUGGAGCUGCAGAGGAAUGUGGUUGCUGCGGAUCCAUUUCGUGUUCCGAGUGGAGGGGGGAGUCCGGUGAGUGAUCUCUGGGGUUCGAAGCAGGCCAAAUACUUCUACGGAUGCAGCAAUGCGAGCAGUGAGUUUGCGAAAGAGGAAGCCAUCACUCAACCCAAUCGGUAUUUGAUGAUCGCGACUAGUGGAGGAUUAAACCAGCAGCGAACAGGGAUAACAGAUGCUGUUGUUGCAGCGCGCAUUUUGAAUGCGACGCUUGUGGUUCCUAAGCUGGAUCAGAAAUCAUUCUGGAAGGAUGCUAGUGAUUUUGCUGAAAUCUUCGAUGUUGACUGGUUCAUAUCCUCUCUCUCAAAGGAUGUUAAAAUUAUAAAACAGCUCCCCAAAAAGGGUGGAAAAGUAAUUGGAACCCCUUACACAAUGCGUGUUCCAAGGAAGUGUGCACCAACAUGCUAUGAAACUCGAGUCUUACCUGUUCUUUUGAAAAAGCAUAUUGUUCAGCUAACGAAGUUCGACUACAGGCUUUCAAACAAGUUGGAGACUAAUCUUCAAAAACUGAGAUGUAGAGUUAAUUAUCAUGCCCUUAGAUUUACAGAUCCUAUACAGGAAAUGGGCGAUAGGCUGAUUCGGAGAAUGAAGGCAAGAAGCAAGCACUUUAUUGCCCUUCACCUGAGAUUUGAACCUGAUAUGCUUGCCUUCUCUGGGUGCUAUUAUGGAGGAGGAGAAAAGGAAAGGACAGAAUUGGGUGCCAUACGCAAGAGGUGGAAAACCUUGCAUACAAGCAACUCGGACAAGGAACGCAGGCAUGGGAAAUGCCCAUUGACACCUGAGGAGGUAGGCCUUUUGCUGAGAGCACUGGGGUUUGGCAAAGAUGUUCACAUCUAUGUGGCAUCUGGUGAGGUCUAUGGGGGAGAGGAGACAUUGGCACCUCUGAAGGCAGUCUUUCCUAACUUUCACUCGAAAGAAACUUUAGCAAGCAAGGUGGAGUUGGCACCAUUUGCAGCAUUCUCAUCUCGCAUGGCUGCCCUUGACUUCAUUGUAUGCGACGGCAGCGAUGUAUUUGUAACAAACAACAACGGGAACAUGGCUAGGAUGUUGGCUGGUCGGAGGAGAUAUUUUGGACAUAGGAGAACCAUAAGACCAAAUGCUAAGAAACUGUACUCUGUGUUUCUGAACCGAACCUGCAUGGCCUGGGAAGCGUUUGCAUCCAAGGUCCGCACUUGUCAAAAGGGAUUCAUGGGGGAGCCCAAUGAGGUUAGACCUGGUAGAGGAGAAUUUCAUGAAAACCCUUCAACAUGUAUAUGUGAAAAUUCCAAGAAAGAAUCAGCAACUACCUAUCACAUUCAGUCAAAGAUUGGAAUUGAAAAUGGGAAGUCUAAUUCAACUAGAAGUAUUGGGGAACCGACAGACAAUCCUUCUACUGAUGAGGAGUCGGAUUGGAGGGACUUUGAUUAUGGAGAAAAUACACCUCUAGGGGGCUCACUGAAUGGAACAGACCAGGAGUAUAACCUCUUCAUCAGAUCUGAAGUUCCAGACUUGCAAGAAAUGCUUUCAGACUAGAAAAGUCAGUUGGCUGUCAAACAGAGCAUUGCAUUUGACCCAUUCUUUUAUUAUAUUUCUUUAGUGUUUUGAAAGCUUUGCCUCAUCAAGCAACUGAUCUCUGCACCACUGCUCCAUCGUUCAACAUAUUGCAGUGUCUUUUUUCAUCAGAGAAAGGUAAAUAGAAGGGAAAGGCACCAUAAUACCACUGUAUAUAGAACUGUACGGUACUUCGUACACCUGAUCUCAGAAUCAAAGCAACAUUUUAAAUCCGCUUGGAUACUGCAGAGCUUUGAUGUGCAUUGCUGAAACAAUU